GCAGACUUUUAUUCAGGUAUACACACAGAGGUGGCUACAAAACGCUCAUAGUGCUUCUAGAGGCAGCAAGAGACAUUGCGGACAAAACGCUACAGAGUUAGAUAAUACUUAGCAGCAUUAACCGUUCGUUGCACGCUUGAAGACAAAGUUCAGCGAUUGUGUUCUUCGAAGCAGGCAUCGACCAGUCAUGCCUGGAGGGAGGAUGCCGAACUGUCCUGCCUCUGCGUCCGAAGGCUUCAGUUCGACCCCUGUCAAGACUAGACACGGGGAAGACUUCCACAAAUCCAAGGACAUGGGCGACGGUGUCCUGUCGGACGACGAAGAUACCUUUUCUCUGCUCUCUCCUAUCUAUCAUGACAGUUUUGACAGCGAUGAAGACCUGGAGGCCAGCCCAGUUCAGCAGACUUCACCUAGGCAGAGCGACAACUCCAGAGUCAGCGUUUCACCAGUCAGAUGCGAACUACCACGAACACCUUCAGAACAGAUAUUGAAUGCACCUGCGGAGCCUGCAGGUUCAUCUGCUCUCAGUGCAUGGGAAGUGUGGCUGGUGAACAAAGCCAAAGACGACCGUCUCAAAUUGGAAAAGAAAGCUGAGGAGGAGGGGAAACUGAAGCAGAAGAAACAGCAGCAAGAAAGGGAGCGGGAACAGAAAAAGAUUGUCAUGGAAGAGAAGAUCCAAGAAUGGCUCAAGAUGAAAAGAGAACAGGACAAACGCAAACAACUUGUUAAACAGAGUAAAGAGGAGGAGGAGAUUCAGCGACAGCAGGAAAAACAGAGAGAGACUGAACAGAAAGCUCAGCAAAAGUACAAAAACUGGCUACAGAAGAAGAACCAAGAAAAAAUUGAAGCAGAAAAGAAGGAGAAAGAGGAAGCUGCUCUAAAGUUGGAGCAGGAGAAGGAGCGCCGCAAGAGGGCAGAGGAGAAGUUUAGAGAAUGGCUGGCAAAAGCCAAUGAAAAAAGUAGAGCCAGUCCCAAAUCACCUUGCUGCCCAACAAGUCCAUAUGACAAAUCCUACCCAUCACCCAGCUUCUACAAUCCGAUCCCUUGGAAGCCAAUUCAUGUCCCUCCUCCAGAAAAAUCCCAGAAUAAGACAUGUGGCAAGAAACCUCAGAGACAACAAAAAUGCCAACAAAGCCCCAGCGCUGCUUUUAGACUGAGAAACUCUGCAAGUGGAGGGCUGUUGCUGCAGAGGAGAUGACAAAGCAGACUGACGUCUGUGACUGUGAAUGGUAGCUUAGCCAGGGCUCAAAUAUAAUUUCACCACGACUCAUCCACACCACCACAGCUGCUGAACUGAGACUCUGCUGAAUCACAGGAGUAUUUCUGUUCUCUAAUAUGGUCAUGGUAAUUAAGACAUGAUACCUUUUCCUUGGUUUGUUAUAUUUUGCUGGCCAUUGGAGCAAUGUUGUAAUAAUGCACUAGUUCUUUUUAGAUUAAGGGUAAGGAUGUAUGAAUAUUUGGGAUUUAGAUUUUUUGUGAUUUUUCAAAGAUGUUAAUAAUUAUUUGUGACACUUCCACUCCAUAAUACUGUACUGUCUAGCAUAACUGUUGGCUAAAUUUUUAGAAGACUGUAAUCUAUUUUGCAUUAUCCUGUAAAUAUAAAAUUCUUGCUAUUUGGAUGAAAGAGACACAAGCAAAGUUC
Molecule: messenger RNA, 1642 nt
Organism: Scatophagus argus
Lineage: Eukaryota; Metazoa; Chordata; Actinopteri; Scatophagidae
Gene: ccdc34
Product: coiled-coil domain containing 34
Exons: 7
Coding region: 188-1198 (336 amino acids)
Source: RefSeq, a predicted model, not a curated record